CCCUGACAACCAACAACGACCUGCCUCCCGCUUUCCCCAAGACCGAGCAUUUCUCCUUCCCUUGUAAUAUUUAUUUGUUUCUCUGCAGCAUGUUCUUUAAUAUGCCAUAAAUGUGAUACCACCUCCAGCGUCGUUUCACACUAGUGUUUAAUCCUAUUCGAGAACAUCAAACACCUCUCCAAUGACCACUCAGCGACCGCAAUCGUGGAAUUACCACUCAGGUACCUUGAACCUCCCACAUGAUUCUUAUACAGCGCAGAAGCUACAACAUGCGACUCCUGAGCAUAUCCACCUCACCUCCCGCCGUCUCUUCAUUGGACCUGUACCCGAAGGAUGGCUGAAGACAAAUCGCCGGGACUGGUAUAAGCACCAUCUCCACAUCAACUACUCAUCGCGCGCCGCUACGUUUACCUCGUCCGACCCCCGAAAGGCAUGGACACGCCGACUAAGUGGCCUCGAAGGCCCAAGUUCGUCCGCCCUGUUCCAACAUAGCUUCCCGCAACCUGAGGAACUCUCUGCAGAGGAGGACAACGGAGAGGGUGGGGAAGACGACAGUAACGGUACCCCCGGCUCUGCAGCUGGCGAGAGAGACGAUGCGCAGCCGCUGCAAAUACCACGCGGCCACGCGCAAGAUGCAGAUGCGGUGAAGAGUGAUUCAGUAACGGAGUAUACGGAUGCGCUAUCGGACCUGCAGGAGGAUCUACACGGCGAGGAAUCAAGCGGGUACGGCCGGGAUACGCCUCAGAAGCAACGAGCGCAGGAGUCCAGCUCCCAGUCCUUAGUAACAGGGCAAUCCCGCCCGGAAGCAGUAGCAUCAGAUCAAGAGCAGGAAGAGGCAAGUAGCUCACAAGUUCCUUCGAGCCCGGGAUCAAUCCAAAAAACCCUGGGUAAACGUCCUGUAUCGACUUCAAGAUGCAGUAGUGGCUUGGAGCCAGGCGCGAUAUCUGAAGUUCCUCCUGGAGAUGAGAGAUCAACAACUUCCCUGCUGCACGAUACUGACGUGAGGAAGGUUCGGCCUAGUGUUGAUCCUACGCCGCGCUCGAAGAAUAUGUUGGAAAGGGUUAAGAGCAAAUCCAAGGGCGCUGUAGGCUCUGCCGACGUCGCACGUACCACGUCGAAUCUUCGGAAUCUCGUCAAGUUCGAUAUUCCAGAGGACUCAAGGCGGGCGGAGCUGAGUAUGAAACGUAAAGCUGCGCAGAUGACUAUACGGCACGCCACCACGAGGCUUCGACGACAAAAGCUGAAGGAUGGACUUAUAGUGAAGAUGGAACGCAUGCUCAUCCGUGUUGAUAAAGCUGGUGCUGACGUGCCCGAGGACUUUGAUGAGAAUGGCGACCAGAAAAUUGAUUCCCGCGUGAGGGACAAGUGGCGAGAGUAUAUGGUGGUUUGUAGGCAAAGCAUUUCCGACGAUGCCGACUUCGUCCUGCAGCUGUACAAGACAAGAGUCAUCCCCGAGAUCGAACAGAAAGGCGCCAGUAAGAGAGCUGCUUUCGAGAUUAGGCUCAGCCGAAAGACGACACAUGUCAACCUGUAUUCCUCCCUAGAUAAAUCCGUAGUGGUCUGGACCCGCGUCGAACGCGGUACUGCGAUCUACAUCAUGCAAGCGCGCACGGCGUCUCAUGCGGUGGAGUGGUACACAUUCCUGCGAAACACGAUGGGCUGGUCUCGGACGACGGAGCUCCAAAUAAGCGUCCCUGACCUAAGCGUCAACCUUCUGAUCUCAGAUCCCUUCAAGAAGUUGGAAGCAUCGCAAUCCGAAGUACAUCAAGCCGAAGGGAGUGAUACCGAAGAGGCGGUUCUGAGAACGAUGCAACAGGAGCAAGCCGUCGCGCAAGAGCUCAUACAACAAUGUCUUGACCAGCUUAAAGACUCGCCAGAGUGGGCAGAUGUUCUGAAUACUUGGAUGAGGGACCAACGUAUCGGGCUUGCGUGGAAACGAUACGAUCGAUUGGAGUGGAUACACGGCACCAAUGAACGAAGAAUGUAUGGAACCAUAGCAAUGCAAAAGUCGCACGAGCUCGAGCUGCGACCCAAGUCACACUAUCCCACCACUGCGGUGACGCGGAAGAAGCACAAGACACUGACGGAGCCGCUUCCGGUCGAAGGAUUCCUCAUCCGCCUCAGUGGGCAGCGUGGCCAAGCAACUCGACUCGGGCUGAUGUUCCAGAAGCAGCUUUACUUCUCCACGCACAACCAGUUCCUUGUCUUCACCCGGCCUCCAAAGUCGGCUCCCCCUCCGCCGCCAAAGUUACCGGCUGGGCCUGGAGGCCAAGUGCCGCGCGCACACACCGUCGCUGAUAAGACGCCCGACACUUGGAUAGUAGACCCUUUUCCGGUCAAGAACGAUGUUAUAGAAUGGCUGGCUGAAGGCCACUGGGGCACUGCGGAAUCUCUGCGACUUCGGGACGCCGAUGCCGAAGAUGAGGCAGAGCGGAAAGCGCACAACCUGCUCAAUUGUGACGGCUACAUCAAUCUUGUGGACGUGAAGAAGGUUCGCAAAGCAAAAUGGGGCGCGACGCCUGUGGACGAUGCCCUUGAGUCCGGUUCAGAUGUUGAUUUCGACGAAGAGGUUGAAGAUACCACGGCUGAUGAUGGGGCUACAAAAAACUUCGAUGUCGAGAGGACUUUUGAGCUGGUGAUGCGGAAUGGCUUGAUUAUCCGCUUGCAGGCAGCCAACAAAGCCCGUCGCAAAGACUGGGUUAACAACCUACGCGCUCUCGUCAAGUACUGGCGAAACCGCAUUGCAUCUGACAUCGCCAUCCUCAAAUCAACCCGGGAGAAGAACCUCUCCGCUCUCAACAUUGACGAAGAGGGCGAAGCCUACAUUGGACAGUUCGCGAAGAAGUGGGAAGUGACGCAAUCCUACGCGUCGCCCGAACUGUACAACAUGUGUGGUAUAGCAGACUGCCGCACCAUCCACAUGAGCGGGCUACUUUACAGAAAGCCGCGCAUCCACGCUGCCUUCACGCGGUGCAGCGUCAUUCUCACAUCCGGCACGCUGCUCAUCUUUCAGGAUGUGCUACGCAGUGGGACGGGGAAGCAAAAGCCGCACAUCCACCAUCAGCGCAUCUCGAACCUCGAUCUCAAGGACUGUUAUAUCUAUUCCGGCUUGCUGACGGAGUCGGAUCUCCUCUAUCGGAACCAAACCUUCGACGCGAAUAAGCCAGGGCAUCACGCCCUUCCGCGCAUAUACCUCGAGGAUGGUUGGACGUCCACAGACGAGGACGUCAUGACCACCUUUGUUGUCUGGUACGGCAAAUCUAAGAGUUGGUUCCGCGCCGAGGAGGGGGCUGGGGGUGGGGAUCAGCAUGCGAAUGCGGGAACGAGGCAUAAGUUGAAGAGGGUAGCGAAGUUGGGGAGCAAAGGGAGGAGUAUGGUGUUUAGGGCGAGGAGUCGGACGGAGAGGGACCAUUGGGUGUUGGCGAUUCAGAAUGAGAUUGAGAAGGCGCAGGGGCGGGAGGGAGGUGCGGGAAUGGAUUUCAGGAUUGUGGAGGGGGAGGGUGGAUGA
Westerdykella ornata is the source of this 3508-nucleotide messenger RNA. RefSeq names its product meiotically up-regulated gene 56 protein. The transcript has 5 exons. The record is from RefSeq and is a predicted model, not a curated record. NCBI's taxonomy places the organism in Eukaryota, Fungi, Ascomycota, Dothideomycetes, Pleosporales, Sporormiaceae. Gene Ontology annotation, cellular component: prospore membrane. Gene Ontology annotation, biological process: protein localization to prospore membrane; ascospore-type prospore membrane formation. The coding region runs from base 182 to 3508 and encodes 1108 amino acids.